Molecule: messenger RNA, 1404 nt
Organism: Rhodotorula toruloides NP11
Lineage: Eukaryota; Fungi; Basidiomycota; Microbotryomycetes; Sporidiobolales; Sporidiobolaceae
Exons: 2
Coding region: 1-1404 (467 amino acids)
Source: RefSeq, a predicted model, not a curated record
AUGGUAUCAGCGGACGUAGGCCCAAUUGGGACACCUACUCGCGCCGAGCGACCCUUGUCACCCUCGACCUCCCCCACCUUUUCCCGUUCCGCCUCCGUCACUCUCGAGCCGUACGACUCGCCGCUCAAGCCCACGCACGCAGAUUCAACUUACGCCUCGGGCGGUCAGGAGACGGACUUAGCAGAGGAGGACGAGGAUGGAGAUCUCGGUGUGCGACUGAGCAGGCGGGACAAGGGUAAGGGGAGGGCGGUAGACGAGGAGGGACAGCCUGGGAGCAUGCAGAGGAGGGAAGGAGAGGUGCAAAUUCAGGUGCAGGAGGAAGCGGACGAGGUUGACGACGCCGCAGAGGAGCGAAGGGUGCAGGAGAACCUCGCACGAUGGUCCCGGGCAGACGCGAAACGACGAGCGUCGCUGCGACGCUCGACGACGAAACUCGUCUACCCUUCUCUCCCUUCUCCUCCGCCUCUUCCCCCGGCCUCCACCUUGAUACGCCGCACAUCGACGCUGCUAUGGACCGGCAGCACACGUCGACGAGGGACGGGAAGCGUGGAUGCAGAAGAGCUGGAGCUUGGCAGAGCCGGGCAAGCGGCGGGAGAGUCGAGCGUGUCGGACCGCCGCGGCAGGCGACGACUGAGCGUCAAGAUCGAUUCUGGCCGAGACGGCUCACUCGAUGAACAGUCUGAAGCCUCACCUGCGCCGCAAGAUACGAAAGGAUUCGCUCGACUGGCGGAGGAGGAUGAGGAACUCGCACAAACACCGAUCUCGGAGCGCCCGUCAGCCGACUCCGCCCAGAAUCCCUUCUCCUCGUCGAACGCCUCCUUCGCGACUUUUGACACGGCCCAAACGCAGAAGACGAUUCGUACGACCCGGACAGGCUCGCGCUUCGUCGAAGACCUCCCUCCUCUGCCGCAAUCCCCACCUUCGCCUUCUUCGUCCCUGAAUCGAGAUCCGUUCACCUCGCCUCACGCUUCACCGUCCAAGCCGGCACAUCACAUUGUCGACGUGAUCGUUACGCACCCCACCCCUUCCCGCCCAACACCCUUCUCCCGCCCAUCUCAGCAAAGCGUCGCGACGUUCGCCUCUACCACCGCACCUUCCUUUGCGUCCGAGGCAACUACGAUGACGUAUCAUCGCCAGCUCGGUCGUCCAGACUCGCCUGAAGCGUACAGCACAGGCUCGAGUCCGCUCGCUUCACCUGGCCUUGGCAGCGCACGAAGACGGCGGGCAGGCGGUCGCGAAGGAGAUGGUCGAAGCGACUCGAACGACUCGUAUGGUCGACAAGGGCUUGAGAAGGAAGAAGAGAUCGGAUGGCUUGAUUGGCUGCUGUGCGGAUGCUUCCGGACGGGGACAGGGCAGCGAGACGAGGAGGUCGAGCAGCAGGGGCGGACGAAUCCAAUGGAGUAG